This is a messenger RNA of Homarus americanus (American lobster), 4794 nucleotides long. RefSeq lists its product as uncharacterized. The transcript has 4 exons. The record is from RefSeq and is a predicted model, not a curated record. Lineage: Eukaryota; Metazoa; Arthropoda; Malacostraca; Decapoda; Nephropidae. Bases 489 to 2327 code for a protein of 612 amino acids.
CUGUAGUACUAGUAUCUAUCCUGACGUCCGAGGAGGUUGGGCUGUUGUGAGAGCUCUGCCGCCUCUCAUUCACACACAGUUUCGGGUGUAUCACCGAGUCGUGUGGAUCAAUCUCGAGGGUGAUAAUGUCUCCUGCCCCUCGUCCUGGGGUGGUCAUGAAUUCAAUCAGUUGUUGCUUCACCUUGAGAAGAGUGCACGAGUCUGGGGCAACAAACAGAUGUACACGUUUGUCGAGACUCCAUAUGUAGAAUACUGAGUUGGCGUGUAGAACUUGUCUCCUUCCGGGACCUGAGAGUACCUGAAGGGCAGUACUUGCCUGCUGCUGGAGAAAACUAAAGCAUUCGAGGGGUUUUGCCCACCUGUCGGAUCUACUCGUAUAUCACCUGAAUUUCGCAUUUGACUUCUGCUGGACUUGGAGUACCCGUAGCCGGAGAACCAGUACCCGUGGAGCAUAACAGUACCUGCCUGGAGACGCUGAAGGAGGAACCAUGUCGGUGGGGGACUCCGUCACGUACCUUCCCCCGGAGCUGCGACCCUCCCGGACCCCCUCCUUCGCCUCCCUCAAUAAAGAAUUUUCCCUCCUUAAGCCAGGGAAACAAGAUUUGCUGCGAGGACCCCGACGUGUGGUGAGGCUGUGUCUGUGCUCCCUCGUACUGCCGGCUGUGCUCAUCACUAUCCCACUGUACGUGCGUCUUGUCCUCUACCCUCCUGGCCACUACCCUAUGAUGCCCACUGACCAGCGCCUCCUUAGUCGACACGUCUCCAGCCUCUGGUGCCAGGCGCAGACCACACACAUGGACGGCAACUUUAAUGGUUACCUACUGAAGGGCGCCCCAUCCAAGGAUUCCCAGCGUCGUACCCAUGUCAUGCUCAACAAAUUGGUCCUCAAGGACGACGUGAAAGAGUAUUGGGGCUUCUACUUCCUCAAGGGCUCCACUAUCACCAUCUCUCUCUGCUCCAGGUGGGACGGAGGCCAGCUGAUGAUUCUCCGAGGGUUGGAGAACCUGCAUCGCUGCGCCUGGAUCGGAGAGGAGGACUCAGCCGAGGACAUGGUGGAAGAUGAUGACGUCGCCAGCAAUGAACGCCAUAAGCUGGAGGAGCAGUCUAUGAGAGGUGGUCCGAAUGUCUUCACAACGCCUGAAGAACUUCCUGACGUAGAAAGAUCUUCAUUUGCUCAACAAGGGCAUUCAGCUCCUGCAGGUGAUCCUUCUCCUCCACAUCAUCUCCAGUCAGAAGAGCGUCGUCAGAGCAUCAGUGAGCUCCUGCGGAAAGCCAUCAAGAUGAGCAAAGGCAAAUCGGAGAUACUUAGAAUCCUUCAUGCUGAGCGUAAAGCUCACAAUGCUGAAAAUCAGCUUCAAGACAAGAGUCAAUUCUUCGAAACUAAUACCGAAAACUCUACAGCUGGUGCAGUCAAACUCGUCAUGGAUCUUGAUGAGGUAGAAAAAGUGACAAGCAACCAAACUGAUAUGAGGAGAGAUGCAUCAGCAGCUCACGACCUCCCACAACGGCUGAAAAAAGUCAGCAGGAAACUAAAAAGUGAAACACGAAAAGAUAAGCGAAGACGUGAAAAGAAAAAGAGGAAGAAAGGUAACCCCCGUGAUGAAAACCUCACUAAGGAACUCUUCCCUAAAGAUGACAAUUUAACACGAUCAAGAGCUAAGAGAUUCAUCGAAGACAAAAUUGAUAAUGAAAAUGGUGCUUUCGAAGAACUGGACUCUGAUGAUAUUUUGAGUGUAAUAAGUGAAGUAACUUCCAAUCAGGGAAGGAGGAACUUUUCGUCAGUGGAGCGGGCAAUUGGAGGCGAGAUCUUUUUUCCCGAGGGCUUAAAGUUUGAGAGAGGAAGGUUUAAUCAGUCAACAGCAAAUGACAAUUCGAAUGAAGAACACAGGUCAUCGUACUCGAGCAGCGAAGAGGCUCUGGCCAGCUGUGAAGGGGUCAUUCUCACCCUGCCAUUGGUGCCUUACAGGAGCUGCAGCUACCAAUCCAUAGAGAUGAACAAGAUUGUUUAUGAUAUCCCCAUCACGGGAACUUACUACUUUGUAUUCUCCAGCGACAACGAGAUCUAUGUCAAUGAUCUGUAUUUCAACAUGACAAUGGAGAGGGUUGUAUACAACACCAAAGAGUCGGAGGAGCUUUGUGUCAACACCACAGACUGUACCAUGCCACUCAAGUUCUGGUCUGAAGAACAGGCGGUGGUGGAAGUGCCACAGGAGGGUAGGUGGGACCAUGCCUACAUCCUGGAUACCAAAUGUGAGCCUCGUGUGUAUAUGUACCUCACCAUGCUCCUGCUGGUGCCACUGUGUAUCAUGUUCUGUGCUUUACGCUGAUGCCUCCCACUGUGAUUACCCAAUUCAAUAGAGACUGUGUGAUUAUUCUGAAAAUCUCAGAUGUUAAGGUAAACGGACUUGACCGAGAAAUGUACUUUUAUUGAAAUGAUCUACAGCUUCAUAUUUUGUCGCUUCCAGCAACAUUUUUUCUUUUUUGCAAAACCUAAAACAUAUUUAUUACAUAAGCUCAUGUUUACAUUUAUUUGUGUGUAUGUUUACUUGCAUGCUCAUAUAACUUAUUCAACCAUGGCUGUGGUAUAGAGAUACAGUAGUGGGAGUCUUUCAUACACACCCUGGAGACUCCUGCCUUCAGUCUGUGAUAUUUGGUGGUCUCACACAAAGACCUCUCAUGUUCCGGUAGAGUUACAUAAAGUUAUGUGUGUGGGUUUUGUUCAGUAGAUCUGUAAGGAGAUACAAUAGUGCUAAGCUCUUAAUGAAACACAUGCUGUAGGGCCGUGUGGUGGGUAUAUAGUAAAUUUAACCGUAAAAUACUUAAAAUUGUGAGCCGAGGUUGUUGCCACUUAGUGGAGUUAUGUUGUGUUUAUACAGGGUGUGUCAAAUGCUCAGUUGCUCACACUCAUAUGUCAACAUACUGAAGAAUUCUUUUAAGGCAGGAGUGUAAGAAAAUUAACACAAAGGUACUGAGAGCAUUCAGAGGAGAUUAUGUGUAAGAAUUUAUAUAUGUAUAUAAGGUUAUGGUAAGUAAUUUAAACUUUUAAUUAAAUAAAAUUAAUUAGUGAAUUCUGACUGUGAGUACGGACUUUUGGGACACCCUGUACACUUAACAACAAAAUAAUAUAAGAUUUUUCAGUCAUUAUAAAGAAAACAGUACAUUAAUGGGAUUCGACUGACACCAUGUCUCUAAUAUUGGCAUGUGAUGUAACUUGACAUUUGACAGAGCAGUUAUAGUCUGUUGACUAUAGAUAUUAUGUAGAACUCCUUCAUAUAGUCAGUUAGGUCAUAUGCCUAAAUGUGUUAUAUUAUUGUCUCAUGUCACUGAACAACGAUUCGUCUGACAAACAUUUUGUUAAUUAUUAAUUACCCUGAUCUCUAUUGUUGAAUAGUGUUAAGAAACAUUGUUUUAUAUAAUGUUUAUCUUAGUUUUGUUAUACAUUUUCUAUGCAUUUCUACAAACAAAAAGGUUAAAAAAUCUACAAAAGUAGGAAUAUAUUUUGAGAAGAAAACCAUGGGUGCUUCGGUGAUUCACACAAACCAUAAUUUUGGUUACUUUCUCAUGAACAAUCAUAGAAUUCUCCGGAGUCUGGUCAGAAAACAACGCUUCGCCCCCACCCACACCAAAACAAUGGGAUUUUUCGCGGUUAUUUCAAUUCCUUCUCACUGUCGUUUAAAUGUAUGUUUUAAAAGUCAAAUUUUUGCUCAUGCAACUGGAAGAUGGUGUAUAUUUUUUUAUACAGGAUACAAUAUGUAUAUAGGUAUAGUAAGGCUGGUUAAAUGGAUAUGAUUAACGCAAUGUGUUACUGGAGAUACACAGGUAAAGUUGUAUGUACAGUACAUAGGAUAAGAUGUUUGAUUACUUGUUUUGUGUGUGUGAGCAUCCACAGAACAUUCGUAAACACACACACAAUCCACACCAGAGGUGAGGAGCCGUACAUUGUGUACACUUACAACACAAACACUUAAGCACAGCUCAGACACAUUCACAAACACAGCUCAGACACAGACACUCUCAGUGUUGUCACCUAACAAGGGUCUGGUCCACGAGUGAGUGAGGAAUCACCGGUUUAGUAGUUACUAUGGUGGGUGAGGACACACUGGCCAAGAAUGUGAACAAGUCAGGGUUCUCACACUAACUGCUGAAGAGGAACCAUUUUCAUCUUAGAUCACUCUGUCCAUAAGAACUACGAGUAUUUGAGUUAGAGGGCACAUGUAGACUAGUCACUUCCAUCUUGAGAUUAUUCAAGGGGGAACUUCUGAAAGGUUCUCUCGUAACUGUUCACUGCUACAUAAGAUAUUGACACCACCAUUUCACAAAUGAUCGCUGAACAUUUCUGCUCCACUAGUCUCAACCACAGCACAAGGACAACACAAAAAUAGAAGAACUGCAUAUGGAAUGCUGUAGCAGCCAACGUCAGUGUUACCCUCUGUGUGUACAGUUACAGCGCCAUCUUACUCAAGAGUUAAGAGCCAUCACACACAAGUUAUCCAUUUCAAUGAUUUUAGAAUAUACUGCACAGUACCUCUCAAGGACAGAUACAUAACUAGAACUUGAGUUUUUCUUUCCAUGGGAUGAAUUGGAAAACAAUCGCUAUAAUUCACACUGAUUAGCAGUAACAAAAUCAUCUGUAUCCUAUUUAAUUUGGCACCUUACUUGUAAGUGUGUAUGUGUGUGUUCCUUUAUAUAUACAUACAGUAUGUAUACUGUAUAUUGUAUCACAUUUCCUAUGUACUAUUGUGCAGUUAUUUUGUUCUUUAACUAAUAGAUAAAUAAAAUUUGAACUGCACUAAA